GUGAGAGCGCUUACAAACACGUCUACUCGCGGCGAAGCAUAAAUGCUAACUAAACUAUAGGUCUAGACAUUAUAUACUAAUUUAUUAUUGGUAUCAGCAAAGGUAUAAGUAAGUCUUUUAUUCGAUGGACUGUGAAUUAAUUUUCACGAAAUGGUUUCUUUCCUUUUAUCGUUGUGUAUAAUUUCAACUUUUAAUUAACAACAAACCCUCUCAUUUUUUCGAUUUUAACGUUAAAACAAUGCCAACACCAAACUGUCAACUUUUUCUGAUUACAUCUCCAUUUUAUUCGCGUUUAAAGUUUUGUGAAGGUGACAAAUAUUGAAGAAACCAUGGCAGGCGCAACACACUUCCACUAUACGAACUCUGAUCGCUUUUGGAAGGAAAUUUGCUGAUGGCUAUGCAAUUUGAUUGAGCAUUAUUGUCUUUUUCCUGUGUUUAAGGUGACGGUUGACAGUUUCUUUAUAGACAAUUAGGGAUGGUUUUAGCAUUGUACAAUUGUGGUAUAAUUGUUAUUUGUAGGAUAUUAUGGGACUGCCUUAAAAAUGCAACCCAAACUUAAAUAUAAUCGAGAGGUUAACCGCACCCCAAAAUUGUGUACACAAUCCUUCUAAAUACGUGUAAAACCCGAUUUUGCUGAACUAAUACCUACUAAUACCCACUAUAACACCAAAUACACAUAUUAAAACCCACAAAUACCCACUACUACCUCUGGUUAAAUUCCACAUUUCCUAGUUAUAGAAAUUAAGUGAUUCAUCAAAAAUAAAAAAGAAAAUGCGCAAAACCAAAUUUUGAUUUUUAGAUUUUCUUUUAUUCGAAGUACCUACGUAACCAAUAUCAUUUAAAUACCCUCAUAAAUAAAAAAGUUUGCAAUUAGGUUCAUAAAUGUAUUUAAAAUGUUCUCGGGCGAGGGUGGUAAAUAUUUUUCAGAAGAACAGGGCGUUCCGCUAUUGCGAUAAGUGAUAAUCGAGGUGACAAAGAGAUUAAUACGAUAUUUUUAGAUCUUCACGAGGGUAUUCACUUUCGAAUUCUACCAUAGCCAGUCUAUUGGACUCUCGCUCGUACGAAUCUGGAUGAUGAUGGCGGAUGAAUCAGAGAAGAAAUGUACACGACGUAAAUGUGUUCUAAAUAGCACUCGCCUGUUACAAUAAAUUAAUUCAGGUGGUAACAACUGAUCAUAGUAGAGUAAUGAGGGGAUUAUAUAAGUUUCAGUUGCAUUAUCUGCCAAUUGUUACUUGCGGAUGGUUCAUCUUAACAGUCGCUGUUACGUACUUGAUUUCUGUGUUAAAUGGUCAUGUGUACCCUCUCGUUCCUUAUAUUAGUGAUACGGGUACGAAACCGUAUGAAAGUUGUGUAUUUGGACAAAUGCUGAAUAUUGGUGCCCUUUUGUUGGGCGUCAACAACUAUAUAAGAUACCGCCAAGUUGAUUUAGCAAUACAAUCGAAAAAUGUUAAUUUAAAGGAAAAAUGGAAUACAGUCGCGUUAUGGUUGGGAAUGAUAAUAUCUCUUGGCAUAAGUAUAGUAGCCAAUUUUCAACAGAAGCCCCUAUUUGCCAUACACAUGGUCGGGGCAUUGAUGUCGUUUGGGUUUUCAACAAUUUACUUCAUCAUUCAAGCAAGGAUUUCCUUCGCAUUCCGUCAUUUGCACAAGAAGUACCCAAAGUACACAGUAGGCAGCUGCAUAAUUUAUUUCAGAAUCGUAUUAUGUGCGUGCUACACGAUUUUAUUCUUCAUGGUAUUUUCAUUCUCUCCUAUGGCUUUUAAACAAUUUAAAGGAGAUGAUCUUUUGUACUGGACUCCUGAGGACGGAGGAUUUGGUUAUCAUAUAACCGCAACGUUGUCCGAAUGGGGACUAUUGUGCAUCAUGAUUGUUUUUGUAUUUACGGGAAGCGCUGAAUUUAAAACGAUUGGAUUUCAUGAAAUUUCUUUCAGAAGUAAAUUAUUCGACAUGACAAUGGAUACUUAGGGAUAGAGAUUUGACACUUUUCGUACAUUUUCUGUGUGCAAUAAAUCGCUACCUU
Molecule: messenger RNA, 2017 nt
Organism: Photinus pyralis (common eastern firefly)
Lineage: Eukaryota; Metazoa; Arthropoda; Insecta; Coleoptera; Lampyridae
Product: DNA damage-regulated autophagy modulator protein 2-like
Exons: 6
Coding region: 1186-1962 (258 amino acids)
Source: RefSeq, a predicted model, not a curated record